AUGGCAGCUCCCAUGAACGCCGUGGGUAAACUCUCAGUGGAGCGUUCGCUCGUCAAUACAACUAGCUUUCAGAAGAAAACCAGAAGCAAGUUAGUUUCGAUACCUGGUACCAGACCAUCGGUUCAAAAUGGACAGCUUAUAGUUUCGACCGGUGUCACGUCACUGGACUAUUUAAUAGGUGGUGGGUUGGCUGUUGGAACGCUCCUUCUCAUUGAGGAGGACAGAUAUGACAGCUACUCUCAUAUGAUCUUUAAGUACUUCCUUGCCGAGGGAGUGGUGUGUGGACAUGAACUUUUUGUGGCAUCGGCUCAAGAGAACCCAGAUGACAUCUUACAGGAACUCCCUGCUCCCAUUUUGGAUGACAUUGCCAGCCACAAAACUUUUGAGGGACAGAUGCAACCACGUGGACCUCAGGAUAGUCAGGACUCCAUGAAGAUUGCCUGGCGCUACCAGAACCUUCCAAAAGUACAGACUGCCCUGGCGUCCUCAUCCAGGUUUGGACACUACUACGACGUCUCCAAGACGAUGGAGCCCGAAAUUCGCCAGACAGCCAAGUGCCACCGCUUCUACCUUCCAGAGCAUCCCAGCCAGUCAUCAGCCACGCGCAGCCCUAUGCUUGAGUCCUACGCUGCAUUACUCAAGUCGCUUCAAGAGGUCAUACACAGGGAGGGAUUCGAUGGAGCACCAACGCCGUCAAAGUCACGAAACGUCCUGCGAAUCGGGCUUCGCUCGCUGGGCUGCUCCCUGUGGGGCGACGACCUGUGUUGCCAUGACAACCCCAGGCACAGCCACGCCCUCACCACCUUUCUCUACGGGCUGCGUGCCUUGCUGAGGUCGUCGCUCUCGGUUGCCGUAGUUACCGUGCCUUCGCAUCUCAUCCAGAACAGAGCUCUAAUGGGCAGCAUAACCAGGCUAUGUGACAAUGCCAUCGCUCUGGAAUCAUUCAGGGGCUCGGAGAGAGAGACCAACCCGCUCUACAAAGAUUACCAUGGCCUGCUACAUGUGCGCCAGUUGCCCCGCCUGAACUGUCUCGUGAGCGAGCUCCCCGACCACAAAGACCUGGCCUUCAAACUCAAGAGAAAACAGUUCACCAUUGAGAGACUACAUUUGCCUCCGGACCUGUCAGAGACUGUGAGUCGUGUGAGCAGGGGGGAGCUGGCAGGAGCAGCCAUGGUGGGUUCAGCCUGUGGCGCCGGUACUUCCGGCAACAAACACCUGGACUUCUAGAGCUCCCACACAGUCGCCAGGGGCAACCAACACCUGGAACUCUGUACCGAUGUCCUCUUUACCGCGGUGACCAGGUUGCUCCCUCACCCACAUAAUGUCAACUGUAAUAACCCGGCCAGCCGUUUCCACCUGACAACUCGCCCAGCCGUGGGUGAAGAUCUAAACGCCCACAGUGCCUCACCUCAUAACGGGCAUGUUUAAUCAAACAGCUUCAAGUCCAUUUCCACCAGUAUGAAUCUACACUACAUUAUAUGUUUUCUUUUGAACUCCGCAAAAUCGACAUAAGUCCUUCUCCUCGUAGCUGCGGUGAAUAUGUCAGACGUUCUCAGAGUGGAUUCGUAUGAAAAAUUCUCACGAUGUUUGACAUAUGAAUGGCAAGGUUACGACUAUUUAAUCCCAUCAAAGUCUUAUAUGGAAAAUGGCUAUGUAAUUGUUUGGGUUUUUGGCGGGCCUAUAAAACAUCUUUAUAACUAAUGUUAACCUCUCUGUAUCUUUAUUUUUUAAUGGACUAUCACUCUCACGCUUGGGGCCCAUCCCUCACACUGAAUUUGAGUGAUUUAACCAAAUAUUCUUCAUGACAAUUGCAGAAACCGUUGCUAUUAUUAUUUUUAAUAAUAAUAAUAAUAAUGUUAGCCACCCUGGGUGAAAAUGGCCAUUUUGGCUGGAUAGGUCAAUUCUGAGUGAUUACAGUACUGUGCAUUUAGUAUUUAGUAUUUUUUUUUAUUAUUAUUUUUUACAUUUUUAUACCUGCUGCACCGUCAGCUUUGGCACGGCACUUCCUAAGACAGUUACCUGAUAAUCUGCAGCCAUUGUUUGAUGCACUUUGUCAUUUUGUUGUAACAGAGGCCUAUAUGCAAAAAUUAGGUAAAAAGAAACUGACCUUGUCUUCAUGAAUAUUUCAUCAAAAUGAAUGGAAGUUAGCAGCUAUUUGGUUAUUAUAAGGAGCAAAACAGGAGAAUUCACAAAGAUGUGCUCCGUCGUCAAGAAAAGGUUUUAACAAAAUGUGCUAUUUGAAAUGAUAAUUCAUCCAAUAAAUAUCAAAAUUAAUAAAAGU
Molecule: messenger RNA, 2281 nt
Organism: Lampris incognitus (smalleye Pacific opah)
Lineage: Eukaryota; Metazoa; Chordata; Actinopteri; Lampriformes; Lampridae
Gene: elp4
Product: elongator acetyltransferase complex subunit 4
Exons: 10
Coding region: 1-1227 (408 amino acids)
Biological process (GO): tRNA wobble uridine modification
Cellular component (GO): elongator holoenzyme complex; cytoplasm; transcription elongation factor complex
Source: RefSeq, a predicted model, not a curated record